UGGAGCAGACCUCUGAGCUCUUAUUCCCUAUUUAUCAUUCUCUUUCUCUUAUCUUUGCAUCUCUUGGAGUAAUUUGCAGCUAGUAUUAUAAUCAAAUUCCAACAUCAUCCACGAAAGAAAACUACUUUCGACAACGGCUUAGGUAACGCAGGUCAUGGCCGAGAAGAUUAUUAUGUUUUGCCGUUACUAUGUUCUACUUAUUGUUCUUCUUCCUUAUCGAACCCUCCAAUUCAUCUACCACAAGCUUUCAUUUCAAGUCUCAAGGGCCUCUAACCUAGAUGCUGCUGAGGGCAUCGAAAACCAUGUUCCCAUUGCGCCAAAGCUCUCUUCUUCCUUCAUUACAGACUCCGAAAUCCAAUCUGAAUUUGCUCACCAUGCUCCUGGUGUUGCCAGGAUGAACAAUGGCAGCUUCGGUUGCUGCCCUGCCUCUGUCAUCUCUGCCUUGCAACAAUGGCAGCUCAAAUUGCUCAGCCAACCGGACCAUUUCUACUUUAAUGAGCUUGAGAACAGGAUACUUGAAUCAAGAUACAAAAUCAAAGACCUUAUCAACGCAGAAGAUGUGGAUGAAGUCUCCAUUGUAGACAACAUCUCCACUGCUGUCGCCAUAGUCCUGCAGCAAGCAACAUGGGCCUUUGCUGAAGGGAAAUUUAACAAAGGGGAUGCUGUCAUUAUGUUUCACUGCGCUUAUGGCGCGGUGAAGAACUCAAUCAAGGCCUACUUUUCACGUGCUGGUGGAUAUGUUAUCGAAGUUCAAUUUAAUUUUCCAUUGAAUUCCAAUGAAGAAAUUAUAAGUGAAUUUAGCAAAGCAUUGGAGAGAGAAAAGGGUAAUGGUAGGAGAGUGAGAUUGGCUGUGAUUGAUCAUGUCACAUGCAUGCCAAGUGUUAUAAUGCCAGUUAAGCAAUUGGUUAAAAUCUGUAGGGAAGAAGGUGUUGAACAAGUUUUCAUAGAUGCAGCUCAUGGUGUUGGGUGCGUAGAUGUUGAUAUGCAAGAAAUUGGGGCAGAUUUUUAUGCUAGUACUUUGUAUAAGUGGUUCUUCUGCCCACCUGCAGCUGCAUUUCUGUAUUGUAGGAAGUCAGCUACAUAUUCAGAUUUGCAAUUGCAUCACCCUGUUGUAUCUCAUAGGUAUGGUAUGGGGUUGGCUGAAGAAAGUUUUUGGGUUGGGACAAGGGAUUAUACUCCAUAUCUGGUGCUUCCUUCAGCUAUGGAGUUCGUUAAGAGGUUCGAAGGCGGUGUUGAGGGAAUCAGAAAAAUGAAUCAUGAUGCUGUUGUUGAGAUGGGGAAGAUGUUGGCAGAAGCUUGGGGAACCAAUCUAGGCUGCCCUCCUGAUAUGUGUGCUAGCAUGAUCAUGGUUGGUUUACCAUCUUGUUUGGGGAUUUCAAGUGAUGAUGAUGCUAUGAAGUUAUGGGCACAUUUACGCAAGAAAUUUGGUGUUGAAGUCAGGAUACAUUAUCAAGCUCCCAAAGAUGGAGAGGUUGUGUUGACAACAGGGUACGUUCGAAUUUGUCAUCAGAUUUACAACAAAGUUGAUGACUAUUACAAGCUCAGAGAUGCAAUUAAUCAACUUGUUCAUGACGGGUUCACUUGCGCUCUUGAGUUCAAUGAGGCCUGAAGAAAUCCGUUCGAUAAAAAAGAGCUAUAUAUAUAGUUCUCUGUCUCCUGCAUGCU
Prunus avium (sweet cherry) is the source of this 1665-nucleotide messenger RNA. Lineage: Eukaryota; Viridiplantae; Streptophyta; Magnoliopsida; Rosales; Rosaceae. The record is from RefSeq and is a predicted model, not a curated record.